AUGCGAGUCAAACUGCAGACAAACGAUCCUCUACCAGAAUAUCGAUGCUGGUUCGCGGUUCAAGGGGAUCCUUUGAAACAAACAGUUCAUGAUUUAAGAAAGCAAAUAGUAAAGCAACUAUCUAUCAAAACAGAACCAAGUUUGAUUCAACUCUCGAUUGAUGGAUUCAACUUAUUACCCCAAGUACAAAUCGAAGGGCUUCUACGCGAUGGCGAUCUGAUCCACAUAGAAGAGGAUAAGUUCAAAAGCACUGAAAAGAAGCGUAAAUCAAGAGCAGUCUAUGAUACAGAGUCAGUAGAAAAGAUGAACAAUACUUUUGAGGAACCUGCUUUGAAGAAAAUAAAAAAGUCUGAUAAAAGGAAAGAUUCUACAGAUUCAAAAAAGAAAAAGAUCUCUAAGCCGCCCGCAAAACGUACGAAAAAGACAAAAGAGAAAAAACUCAAGACCGGUAGUAGGAAGGAAAAAGAUAAAAAGGAAAAGCGAAAGCAAAAAAAGGAGGAGGAGGAGGACAAGCAAAAACAGAAAAAAGGUCGUAAGGCAGUAGUAGAAUCAGAAACGUCAGUUGACGAUUUAAAAAAUAUACCAUUGGAAAAGACAGAGACUUCACAAUUGAAUGAACAAGUCAAUAAAGCUCCUCAGGGUCUGCCUUUUCAAGGAUUGAGGAAGACACAGAAAAGGAACUGCCGUCGUAGACUACUGAAAAAACGCCUCAAGGCUAAAAAAGACUCAGAUGUGCAAGGUGCAGACCAACCAAAGAGCAAGUCAACACAACAACAUACUGAAACAACAGAAGUUAUCAGUAUUGCAGUCGAUGAAGAAACAAAUGGAAAAGCUCCACCUACGACAAGCACACAACAAGAUAGGAAAACAGAGGAAUUAAACAUACCAUCCGCUCAGCUUUUGAAGAAAAAUAAAAACAAAAAGAAAAAUCAUCUGAAGGAUAAUAAAGCCGGAACCAAGCAUCAUGUUCAUUUCGAAUCAACACCUGACGAUAGCAACAUCAACAGCAACAACAGCAACAGCAGCAAUCCCCAUGGACGAGCAUUUAUCACCUAUUCUAAUAUAGAAACUUACAAACGGAAGAAUACAAAUCGCGAUCUUCAAACUCAAUAUCCUGUCAACACAAUGCCCACACUCUUUUAUGCUCAACAGCCUUUGAUGCAUAGCAACACUGCAGUGGCAGAAAACGAUUCAACCAUUGAGCAGCCUCCAACUAUUGAGACAGGUGAACAAGUUGACAAAGUUUCAGAAACAUCGCCACACCAUCCAUCUGACGAAGUAGAAACAACAAAGGCAGUUCAAUCACAAGACACUCAAAUGCAACAUGUUCAACCUGUAAAUUAUGAUGAGUAUCCAGUCGCUGAUUUUGAAAACAAUAUACCAUCGAUAGGCGAUAGAUUAGCCGUCAAGACCUUAGAAUUAACUGCUAACUAUACACCUGAGAUUUCUGAUUGGAAGCAGGUCAUUUUGAAAGAGCUAAACAAUGGAAUUGUAACCUUCGAAUAUAUCGCAGGCUUUAAAAAGGAGAGUAUCAAGGGUGGCAAAUUCGAUAUAUACAAGCAUCGUAAAAGGUUUGUUGAUGACGAAGGAAUUGAGAUUGAUCAGGUAGAUAAUAAUGAGGACGAAGAAGAGGAUGAAGAAGAAGAGACCGUUGCUACUUUUGCAAUCCAUGAUAUAUUUGAUAUGAGAAAUAUGACCAAGCAAAAUAUAUGA
Messenger RNA from Mycotypha africana, 1713 nucleotides. RefSeq lists its product as uncharacterized. Lineage: Eukaryota; Fungi; Mucoromycota; Mucoromycetes; Mucorales; Mycotyphaceae. Bases 1 to 1713 code for a protein of 570 amino acids. The transcript is spliced from 4 exons. The record is from RefSeq and is a predicted model, not a curated record. Gene Ontology annotation, molecular function: U2 snRNA binding; U1 snRNA binding. Gene Ontology annotation, cellular component: Cajal body. Gene Ontology annotation, biological process: spliceosomal snRNP assembly.